AUGACAAAGGCUGUAAUGGUGAGGUGUUACCUGCUCUGUUUAUUAACUCUUGCACUCUGUUGUGCCUGUGGGUUAGUAUGGGCUGAUAGUCCUAAAGCUUCUGAUGCCCUUAUUAAACCUUCCACUGUUGGUGUUCCUUCUCUUGUUCGUCAUGCUAUUCCUGCGGAUGUCGAAUUGAUAGUGGAAGGGGAUGAGGAAGAGAAGGAGGAAGAGGAAGACUCUCCUCACAAAACUGAGGAAAGGGAGAAAGAGAAGUUGGGAAAAGAGAGAACACCUGAUUCUCCGAAUUCUAAAGGUGCUGGUGAUUUGGGUUCUCCUGGUGCCCUUCAACCCAAUGGUACUGACAGCUCACUUGGUGCGCAUGGACAUAAGCAGUUACAGGAAAAGAAUAAAGUUGAAUUGCAAGAAGGACAAACAGAUCAUCGUGCUGAUACACAAGGUGUGGCUGUAGAAGAGAUCUCGGAUCCAUUAAGAGCAAAAGAAAGCAGAGACACUUUAGUUUCUUCAGAUCUGAACAGAAAUGAAGUUUCUUCUGAACUUACGGAACCACCAGCUGCGAGUCCCCAUCCUCCUGUUGCUGCUCCUGCUCUUGAUACUCCACUACCUGUUCAUGAUGGUGAUAGAUCACGGGUGCCCAGUGGAGAUGGCCCAACACCAGCUAAAGAUGAAUCCAAUAAUGGGGAUGGUGGAUCUUCACAACCAGCGAAAUCACCAUCGCAACAGCAGGAAGUGAGAAAUAGUCAUGAUGCACAAAAUGGAGAGACCACAACAGCAACAGGACCAGCCGCUACUGACAGUCAGGAGACUUCUGUUACUCCAUCCCAGAAUACAGGUGACGCCUCCUCUAGCAGUUCAUCCACGGAUAAAACCGGUACUCGUCAGGAUGAGAGUGAAACUGCUGUUACAAAACCUGCAGAGGAUGACUCAAACAGUGAGAACUCCACUACCACCACCACCACAACAACAACAACACUUCCUCCUGAACUCACAAACAACAAGAAGGGUGAUGCAGACAACAGCAUCAGUAUCAGCAGUUCUGUAUGGGUGCGUGUGCCACUACUGAUUGUGGUUACACUGGCCUGUAUUCUUGUGUGCUGA
Trypanosoma theileri is the source of this 1098-nucleotide messenger RNA. RefSeq lists its product as uncharacterized. The transcript has a single exon. Bases 1 to 1098 code for a protein of 365 amino acids. Lineage: Eukaryota; Euglenozoa; Kinetoplastea; Trypanosomatida; Trypanosomatidae. The record is from RefSeq and is a predicted model, not a curated record.